Molecule: messenger RNA, 1635 nt
Organism: Colletotrichum costaricense
Lineage: Eukaryota; Fungi; Ascomycota; Sordariomycetes; Glomerellales; Glomerellaceae
Product: major facilitator superfamily transporter
Exons: 2
Coding region: 1-1635 (544 amino acids)
Biological process (GO): transmembrane transport
Cellular component (GO): plasma membrane
Molecular function (GO): transmembrane transporter activity
Source: RefSeq, a predicted model, not a curated record
AUGAAGGAAGAUGCACCCAUCACCGAAACCAAGCAAAUCUCACAAACGCAAUCAUCACAGCAAGUCCUACGCUCGCCUUCACCCUCCAGCGACGAAGAUGUCAACAACCACGCAGCUUCGGCCCGGCACCCCCAGCCCAAAGACGACACAGACGCAGAAAGCAUAGGCGGCCAACGCAACACAAUGUCCCGCAAACGCAUGCUCCUCGCCUUCUCCGCCCUCUCCGUCUGCCUCUUCGUCUCCUUCAUCGAUCAGACCAGCGUCUCGACCGCUGUGCCCGCCAUCGCGGAGGACCUCGACACGGGAACGGCCACCUCGUGGAUCGGGACAUCCUUUCUGAUCGCGUCGACGGCGUUUCAGCUUAUCAAUGGGCGGUUGUCUGAUAUCUUUGGCCGAAAGAAUUUGUUGAUGAUUUGUUUGGUGUUGAUGGCUGUUGGGGAUGUGCUUUGUGUUCUAGGCGCCGUCCUCGCCCUCGCAAACGGUGUCGGCCCUUUUGUAGGCGGCGCAGUUGUUCAAGAAUCGACAUGGCGAUGGGUCUUCUGGAUGGUCCCCAUCAUCAGUGCCCCGGCCGCCGUCACGAUCCUCUUCUGCCUCCCGUUGAAACACCGACCCGGAAACUACAGAGAAAAGGUCAAGAAAAUUGACUACGGCGGCAUCGCGCUCAACAUGGCCUCGACGCUGCUUCUGCUCAUCCCACUAUCUGGAGGCGGCGUGACGUACCCUUGGUCCUCACCAUUCGUCAUCGCUGGAGUCGUUGUGGGCGCUGUGUUGGCCGUCCUCUUUGUGCUCUACGAGUGGAAGCUGGCGAAGCUCCCCAUCAUGCCUUUGCGAUUGUACCAGGCGCCGCACUGCAGUGCGUUAUUUGGGCAGACGUUCCUCAUGGGCCAGGCGUACUUUGGUAACUUGUUUUACCUACCUAUAUACUUCCAGUCUAUUCUCAACUAUGAGCCCCUUGUUUCCGGGGCGCUGAUCCUCCCCGUCAUCAUCACGACUUCGGGGCUGUCUAUACUGUCUGGGCAGUACAUGCUGCGAGUGGGACGCUACAUGCCCUGCAUCCUCGCAGGAUUCUUCCUCUGGACGCUGGGGAAUGGUCUCACGAUCCUCUUUGACCGCGAUACAGGCCUAGGAAAGAUGAUCCCGAUCCUCGUGGUCAUGGGCGCGGGGAUAGGCUUGACGUUGCAGCCUACGCUGGUGGGCAUGUAUGCCAACUCCCGCGCUGAAGACCGGGCCGUCACGACAGGGUUGCGAAACUUCAUCCGGACUAUUGGAGGCGCGUUCGGGCUCGUGGUUUCGGGAGUUAUACUCUCCAACACGCUGAGACGGGAUCUUCACCGGAAAGACUUUGUUUCCGAUGCGGUGAUUGCGGAACUGACUUCGUCGACAUAUACCUUGGACCAAAAGGGGUUCUCGGAUGCGGAGAGGACGGUGAUUUUGCAGGCGUAUAUGAAGGGUUUGCAUUACAUUUUUGUGUAUUAUGUCAUCUGCUCUGGGCUGAGCCUGGUGUUGACCCUUGGGGUUGGAAAUACGGGAUUGAAGGCGAAGAAGCCGGCGCCGUCUGAGGAGGCUUCGGAAGGUCCGAAUGGGGUGUCGGGAGAGGCUCCGAUGAGUGAUCAAGAGAAGGCGAGUGGGAAUUAG